CCGACAAUAUAAUAUAAUCGUCUUCGGCCAUAUCUGGGAGGCUAGAAAUGCUUUUCCCAUCCUAUUCAAUUUUUCUUUCCUACCCCACUCCCAGGAGUCCGAAAAUCAAAACUAAAAGGAGUAUUCUGCUUCUGUGGCGGCAUUGACCAGGGAGUGUUGGUGAUCCGUAGGAAGUAUUACAACACCUAAUAAUGGACUCACACGACAAUGUUAAUCUUUCAUUUUCUAGCAUUAGUGCAGCCUAUGUAUCGAUUUGAUCAAAGUAAUGCUAUUCAUAUUGGUCAACAAAAUAUGCCUGGAUUCUCCUUUCAAAAUAUGAUGAAUACUCCUACCGCUACUCAGAAUUGUGAGACCAUGAAUGGAUCAACUAAGAGGGUAAAACGCAUUCAAGAUCCUAAUGCCCCUUGUGUUGCUAAACUUAAGAAUGACUGGACAUCAAAAGAGGAGAUUGCAUUAACAGAGGCAUGGUUGCAUAUAUCUACGAAUGCUGAUGUGGGAACUAAUCAAAAGAAUCCAGCUAUGUGGAAUCGUAUACUACAAGUCUGGAAGGAGAAAAUCAGACAUGGACAUAAAAAAGCUAUAAAUAAUAACAUCAUACAAUGUCAUUGGUUCCAGAUUCUAGGUGCAGUAUCCAAGUUUGUUGCAAAAUAUGAACAACUAGAAAGAUAUCCAAAAAGUGGUACCAGCUCAGAGGAUUUGGACUGGCGUACAAGCUAAAGGAAACUCUGGU
Cuscuta europaea is the source of this 730-nucleotide messenger RNA. The record is from the annotation of a GenBank genome assembly. Lineage: Eukaryota; Viridiplantae; Streptophyta; Magnoliopsida; Solanales; Convolvulaceae.